Molecule: messenger RNA, 1009 nt
Organism: Hevea brasiliensis (rubber tree)
Lineage: Eukaryota; Viridiplantae; Streptophyta; Magnoliopsida; Malpighiales; Euphorbiaceae
Product: splicing factor Cactin-like
Exons: 2
Coding region: 62-658 (198 amino acids)
Biological process (GO): mRNA cis splicing, via spliceosome
Cellular component (GO): cytoplasm; spliceosomal complex
Molecular function (GO): protein binding
Source: RefSeq, a predicted model, not a curated record
AAAAUUUUAUUAAAAUUAUUAUAUAAAAAUAAAACCACCUUUCUCAGAAGUUGACUUUGAGAUGAAAGCCAUAAAGGCUAUGGAGGCCAUGGAGGAAGGUGAUGCAGUGUUUGGCUCUGAGCCUGAACUGAAUUUGGACUCACAGGUACCUUAUCUGGGCUCUUCCACUUGUUUUUUAAACCUCAAGGAAGAGAGCAAGACAAUUGUAGGCCUAGUAACUCAAUUUUCAGAGUCGGUCUUCAGCCGUCCUAACAAAUUUAUGUUGGUGCAGGUAUACUGGUGGCACGAUAAGUACCAACCAAGAAAGCCGAAGUAUUUCAAUCGUGUUCACACUGGAUACGAAUGGAACAAGUACAAUCAGACUCAUUAUGAUCACAACAAUCCACCUCUAAAGAUUGUUCAAGGAUAUAAAUUCAAUAUCUUCUACCCAGAACUUGUAGACAAGACAAAGGCUCCUAAUUAUACUAUCGAGAAGGACAGGAACAUUGAUGAAACCUGCGUUAUAAGGUUCCAUGCUGGCCCACCUUAUGGAGAUAUAGCAUUCUUGAUUGUAAACAAAGAAUGGGAAUACUCUCAUAAGAAGGGCUUCAAGUGCACAUUUGAACGUGGAAUUUUGCAUGUCUACUUCAACUUCAAACAUUACCGCUACAAGAGAUGAUCAUUAAGUUAUAUUGCAAUUUUGUCCCGAAUCUGUAUAUUACAUUAUGAAAUUGUACGAAACAUUUCAUUGAUCUGGUUGUAAUACUUAUUUGUAUGGGUAUAAAAGAGGAACACUAGCAAUUAACAUCUGUUGAAUACAGGCCAAUGGUGUUUACCUACAGUAGUGCAAGAUAAGUUAGAAGGAAAAGCUGAGAGUUUUUACCAGAACAAUUGAUCAGAUGGGCCCUCUGAUUCCAACUUUCUAAGUUCUUGGUGCAAUUGUUGUAUAUAAAACAGGAAUGUUGGUAUGUUAUGAUCGUUGAUCAUGAUUAUGAUGAGAUUGACUCACGAUAUAGUGCUUGUUGGGAUG